Messenger RNA from Hymenoscyphus albidus, 2041 nucleotides. Lineage: Eukaryota; Fungi; Ascomycota; Leotiomycetes; Helotiales; Helotiaceae. The record is from the annotation of a GenBank genome assembly.
CCUCGGCUUCACCCCCUCGGCUUCAUCCCCGGCAAAGGUGUUCAGGUCAGGCCAUUGGACCCCCUCAUCCCUCAUCCCACAUCCAUCCAGUCUUCCGCAGCUCUCGACUGGAAGACACCACCAUCACACAUCUCCCCUCCACGUACAUCUCGCAUCGUACCACAUCUCGCAUCGAUCCGUCUAUCCACAUCGCCAUCGCCAUCCCACGUCUUUCCGCCGCGUCCCCUACUCGACUCGUGUCGUUCGCUCAGCCUUCGGACAUCAUUCCCGCCCAUUCGAGACGAGCGAACCUCAUUCUGCCCACAUCCAACGCCAGUUGGAUCCAGCUCCCUGGAGAAGAACAACAUGGACACAACCGCUUUGAGCAGCGAAGAUCUCAAAGCCCUGGACUCGGUCCGGACCCAGCUCUACAAUCUCACUCGAAGCAUUCAGACUCUGAAUAGAGGCAUUAGGAGUACACAUCCCCUCCCGCCAUGGUAUGUCAACAGCCUUAUGACCCGACCCUAUGAUCGACACAAAUCAGGCUGCUUCUGCCGAUGCACGAUACCAUCACAUUUUCGUUGCCCGCUGCUAACUGUACGUCCUGAUCAAUAGGCCCUCGAUUCAUACUUCCACCCAAAUGUUGGUGCAAGCAACGCAUGAUCUCAUUACCAACCUAUCCAACCACGCCGAAAUUUUCAACAAGGUCGUGGUCUAUCCCUCCACCAACUAUCCUGGACGCACACAAGAGGAUAUUCUCGGUCAGCUCUUACGGAAGAAGUUGGAGCCGCCCGUGGAGAAACUGGUCGAGGAAGGUCUUUCAAUGGGAGCCAAUAAGUAUCAUGACGAGGGGGUGUGUGAACGGUCUCGCACAUGGUUACUGGAGAGAAUCGGGGAGUACAUUCAAACAGAGAUGGAGGACAACUUUACCGCGGAUGAGAGAGCGAGGGGUUUGGAUACCGUCAACACAGGGCUGAGGAGGAAAUUAGAUCCUAGACGUCCCUCGGAUGACGACGAUGAUGACGAGGACGAAGAAAGUGACGAUGAGGAUGACGAGAAAAUGGAGCAUGUACAAGUGCAGUUGAGUGUCACAUCUGUAAAUGUCACUACAGAUGGGCCAGUCGAAUUCGGCAUGGGACAGGUUGCGACGAACCCGACGGGCACCGUACGAACCGAAGAGGACAUUUUGCGCUUCGCAACGAGCGGAGCCACGGUUCGCCCAGCAGGACCUCCAAUUCGGAAGUGAUGAUCGAAACAAGUCGCGAUCCAACAUGGCACGCCAUGCACGAUUUCUAAAUACACUGCAUUCCGAGGCAUAUUUUUCAUGGGUGGUGAUGCGCCAAACGUCCCUUUCGGGAUACCCAAAGCCGUGGUGUAUGUUCCUUGUUUACGCCCACGUCCCUUGCAGCACAUCGUUCCCAGAAAACUUUCAACUGCAUGGUCCCAUCCCGUCCGUACGCCAUGAGACCCCCGGUCUUUUGAAUCCAACAUCUCACCUACAUGGGUUCUAUCACAAUCAAGGGAGUCUACAUACAGGCGAUAAAACUUAGGUACACUUGAGGCACGGCACGACCCAGUUCUUUUUCCUCUGGUGGCUGGCAAUGGACUUUCACAUGGGAUUAGUUCGGGAUACUUGGUAGGUCCCAUUCGUCUGAGAAAAAAUGAAAAUUCUCCGUCGGCUGGACCCGUCGAAGAAAUCUUGAUUUGACAACAGUUUAGUAAUGUCUCGGAAUCCACAAGGCUGGUAGUAGCACGAAUCACGUGUUUUUCCUUACAUAAAAUUGCAGUUGGUGGGAGAAUCAUCAUUCCAAGAAAAGGAGCUCGGAAGGAGGGUUGGAUAGACAAAGAAUCCUGCUUCGCCUUGUGUUAUUUUCAUGGUUGUCGCGGUUCCCACGGCCUUUUGCGGUUAUUCGGUGAUAUCUGUCAGCAGUGUGGCUUUCCUGUAGAGAUGUCGACCACUGGGAAACUUCCCGGGUGUGCAUCUGCAGUGACAUGCUCUGAGCACGAGGGUACUUCCCCGAAUGUGCCCAGAGGUAAGCCUAUAAAGUGAGGUAAUACGAGG